UUUUUGAACGCGUUCUGGUACCACGAAAAAAUGAAACGCGAUAUAGCGUUCCAUUGGCAGAAACCGCGCCACUGCGUAUUGUGGCUGGCGUCUCUUUGUGAGGUCUGGUUUCGUGGUGUAGCUUGAUAUUAUUGUCUGUGAAGAAGUUCAUCAUGGGGAAGGACAAAGACAGGAAGAAGAAGAAGAAUAAGAAGGAGGAGGUGGUGGAAUCUGACAGUACGUCUGAUUCAGGGCCUGAAGAUGUCAAUCCUCCGCCAUCAAAGAAGACCAAGCCAAAUACUUCUAGCUCCAAGAAAGAUGAUGAAGAACCAUCUUGGUUCCUCGACAAGAACCGAUUUAUUAAAGUGCGAGAAUACAGGGGGAAAGUGUAUGUUGACAUCCGCGAGUACUAUGAAGCAGAUGGUGACCUGAAGCCUGGAAAGAAAGGUAUCAGUCUGUCGACUACGCAGUGGCAGAAACUGAAGAGCUUGAUAAGUGAAGUGGAUGAUGCUGUCAAGGAAAAGUGUUGAGUGUGUGUGUCUGUAUUUAUGUGUGUUUCUGGUACACUGUAAGUUUCACUGUUCAUUUAACUGCUGCAACUUUUAAAAUAUGUGUGUAAAUUUUAUGAGUAAAGUACAGAUGUAGAAUGA
Zootermopsis nevadensis is the source of this 629-nucleotide messenger RNA. It is a transcript of the gene Ssb-c31a, whose product is annotated as single stranded-binding protein c31A. Gene Ontology annotation, biological process: positive regulation of transcription initiation by RNA polymerase II. Lineage: Eukaryota; Metazoa; Arthropoda; Insecta; Blattodea; Termopsidae. The record is from RefSeq and is a predicted model, not a curated record. Gene Ontology annotation, molecular function: transcription coactivator activity; DNA binding.